Messenger RNA from Phragmites australis (common reed), 1163 nucleotides. RefSeq lists its product as uncharacterized. The record is from RefSeq and is a predicted model, not a curated record. The transcript has 2 exons. The coding region runs from base 1 to 1083 and encodes 360 amino acids. NCBI's taxonomy places the organism in Eukaryota, Viridiplantae, Streptophyta, Magnoliopsida, Poales, Poaceae.
AUGAGGUUGUUCAACGACUACUUUGCCGAUCCUCCCGUGUACCCCGACUAUAUAUUCCGGCGCAGGUUCCGGAUGAAAUGCGACCUGUUUAUGAAGAUAGUUGCAGCUGUUGAAGAGAAGGACCCAUGGUUCGUGCAGCGGAGAAACGCAGCUGGAGAGCUCGGGCUGUCAGCAUUGCAAAAAGUGACUGCGGUAUUUCGUAUGCUAGCAUACGAUGCGCCGGCUGAUUCUCUCGAUGAGUGCCUUCGUCUUGGUGAGAGCACCAUCAUUGAGAGUAUGCGUCGUUUCGUCAAUGCUGUUGUGCAGGCAUUCGGCGAUGAGUACCUUCGUUCUCCUAAUGAGGAGGACAUUGCGAGGUUGCUCGCCAUCAACUCGCGCAGAGGCUUCCCAGGUAUGUUAGGAAGCGUUGAUUGUAUGCAUUGGAGGUGGAAGAACUGCCCUACGGCGUGGGCGGGGUCUUACACGGGGCAUGUUAACGCUCCAACUAUCAUUCUUGAGGCGGUCGCGUCGCAGGACCUGUGGAUCUGGCAUGCAUUUUUUGGCAUGCCUGGUUCGCUAAAUGACAUCAAUGUCCUCCACCGAUCACAUCUCCUCGACGACUUAGCCGCCGAACAGGCACCGAAGGUUAAUUACACAAUCAAUGGUCAGGACUACACCAUGGGUUACUAUCUUGCUGACGGAAUUUACCCGGAAUGGGCCACGUUUGUGAAGCCCAUUCCGGCUCCUGUCGGCCGCAAGCGGCAACACUUUGUCGUGCAACAAGCGGCGGCCCGCAAGGACGUGGAGCGCGCCUUUGGAGUACUCCAGUCGCAGUUUCCUAUUGUUCGCGGGGCAACACGGUUGUGGGACGAGGAAACCUUGUCCGCCAUCAUGACCGCAUGCAUAAUCAUGCACAACAUGAUUAUUGAAGACGAACGCGAAGACGACGAUGUGGACUACGUGUACGAGGGAGCAGGUGAAGACGUGCAGGCUUCUCACGACGUGACGCCACCAUUGAUGGUCUUGAGCCAACGGUACAAUGCAAUUCGAUGCAAGCAGGCACAUGUUAAUCUCCGGGAAGACCUUGUCGAACACCUUUGGUAGUUACACGGAGGCGACGUGUAGCGGCAUGGUACUAAUUGGACCAAACUAUGUUUCUGCAUUCGCUGCCUUGUGCAAUCGGU